Oryzias melastigma (Indian medaka) is the source of this 1586-nucleotide messenger RNA. RefSeq names its product perforin-1-like. Gene Ontology annotation, biological process: immune response. The annotation marks the transcript as partial. The record is from RefSeq and is a predicted model, not a curated record. Gene Ontology annotation, cellular component: membrane attack complex. NCBI's taxonomy places the organism in Eukaryota, Metazoa, Chordata, Actinopteri, Beloniformes, Adrianichthyidae. The transcript is spliced from 4 exons.
GAUCUUUACAGAACUAAAUAAUUUUUUAUGUAUAUACAUUUUACAGGUGAACAGCAUCAUGUUCCCUGUGAAACUUCCCCUCUUCGUUUUGGUGUUCUUUCCCAAGUGUGCCUUUGAGCAAUGCAUAAAAGGGACGCCCAAAGAGUGCCAGGAGGCAGAGUUCGCUCCCGGUUCCAAUUUGGCCGGAGAAGGCUUCGACAUCACUAAAAUGGAGCGUAAGGGUUUUUUUGUGCUCGACAUGAAUCAGUGGAAGCACAGUGAUCAAGCUUGCACACUGUGUGACAACCCUUACUUUGAGAACAGAAAGCAGAAGUUGCCUCUUUCUGUGGAGGAUUGGAGGGCGAAGCAUUUCUGCAGCGCAAAAGUGUCCAGCAAAGUUUACAAAUCCAGCGAGUCUCUGGUCGAGUCCACGACCUCUUCUAUUGAAAACAACUGGAAGGUGGGUCUAAGUGUGAACAUGAUAGACAAAAGUGGGUCUUUCAUGUUGGUUGGAACCGAUUCCAAACUCGCUGUAAACUCCAUGGAAAAAACAAAAUCUGAUAAAUUCAGCUUUACAACCCAAAGUGUGUCUUGCGAGUACUACAGUUACCGAGUAUCCAAAGCUCCAACUGUGAAAAAAGAAUUUCUCGACUCAGUGAACCAGCUUCCUAAAGUCUACAACCCACAAAGCAAGAACAACUAUUACCAUCUGAUUGACACCUUUGGCACUCAUUACAUCACUCAGGUGAAAAUGGGUGGUAAGGUUAAUGCCGUCACCAGCAUCCGUGAGUGUGAGGCCCACCUGGAUGGAAUUGAAGUGAACGAGAUGGAGACAUGCCUCACAGUGGAAGCGUCCGCAACUGUGAAAGCUACUACAAUUUCAGCCGAGAAUCAGCACUGCAAAGCAAAAAAGGACAAGACAAGGAGGAAAAUUACAUUCUCCAGCUACUUUAAUGACAGGUUUACAGAAGUAAAGGGUGGUCAGAAAACAGAACCAGAUCUCAUCUUCUCCGCCAACUCAGAUCCAUCAGCCUACAUGGAAUGGCUGAACUCUGUGCCACAGAAUCCCGACAUCAUUUCUUAUUCCCUGGAUUCUCUUCAUGAGUUAAUCCCUAAGAGUGACCCUAUGAGGGAAAACCUGCGCUCUGCCAUCAGUCAUUACAUCCUGGAGAAAGGCCUGUUGAAGAAUUGCACUGAUCCCUGUAAGGCAGGAAUCAAGAGAAGUUCAAGAGAACCCUGCGUCUGCCAGUGCCACAAUGACCCUGCUGUGACCUCUGACUGCUGCCCAAAUCAGAAGGGCAAUGCCCGCGUUAAAAUUACAAUCUUGCGAGCUUUUAACCUUUAUGGAGACUACAGGACUGCCACAGAUGCCAAUGUGAUAGUGAAACUUCUUGGUAAAUUGGUCGGUCGUACUUCGGUCAUUUCCAACGAUGACAACCCAAAGUGGAACAUGGUUCUUGACAUGGGAGACCAGGUUCUGUCAGAAGUAUCUAAACUGAAGUUUGAAGUUUGGGAUGAGGACAACACGUGGGAUGAUGACCUGCUUGGAGAAUGUGAGCGAGUACUGACAGCUGGGAUUAACAAUGGCGAGUGUUUUUUUGAAUAUG